Messenger RNA from Cornus florida, 1744 nucleotides. RefSeq lists its product as uncharacterized. NCBI's taxonomy places the organism in Eukaryota, Viridiplantae, Streptophyta, Magnoliopsida, Cornales, Cornaceae. The record is from RefSeq and is a predicted model, not a curated record. The transcript is spliced from 10 exons. The coding region runs from base 87 to 1379 and encodes 430 amino acids. Gene Ontology annotation, molecular function: protein binding.
UAUAUAUAUACACUUAAAAUCGAAGGGUUUCAAAAUCCAGAGGAGUUCAUCAUCAUCGACUUAAACCUCAUCCAAAUCUUGAAAAAAUGGAUCCAAUUCUUUCAGCUGCGGUGCUCUCGGUUCUUCUCGGAGCAGUGAUCGCAAUUAUUCUGUUCGGGAACUACUUCCGCAAUAGAAAAUCAGAAGUUGAAUCAAUCGCACCACCAGAGGCUCUUCAACCCAAUCAUAAGCCUCCCAAACCCACCUCCAAGAAAUCUCACUCCAAGCCUCACUCUCAUGCCGCAGAUAAGGAUGCAAUCAAGAGACAUCAUCCAUUGGAUGUGAAUACUUUGAAAGGUCAUGGUGAUUCUGUCACAGGGCUCUCUUUUUCCUCUGACGGACGUAAUUUGGCAACUGCUUGUAGUGAUGGAGUGGUCAGAGUAUUUAAGUUGGAUGAUGCUUCGAGUAAAAGCUUUAAGUUUCUGAGAAUUAAUUUACCUGCUGGAUGUCAUCCGACAGCAAUUGCAUUUUCUGAUGACUCUCUAGUUGUGGCUACCCAAACUCUUUAUGGUUCUUCUUUAUAUAUGUAUGGAGAAGGAAACCCCAAAUCUGCUGACGAAACUAAGAAGCAACCCAAGCUUCCUCUCCCAGAAAUCAAAUGGGAACAUCAUAAAGUCCAUGAUAAAAAGGCUAUUAUCACCCUAGUUGGAACUAAGGCAACUUACGGCAGUGCUGAUGGGAGUACAGUUAUUGCCUCAUGCUCGGAAGGGACUGAUAUCAUAGUUUGGCAUGGGAAAACUGGGAAAGUCUUGGGAAAUGUUGACAGUAAUCAGCUCAAAAACAACAUGGCCACCAUAUCUCCAAAUGGGCGUUUUAUUGCUGCUGCAGCUUUUACCGCUGAUGUGAAGGUGUGGGAGAUUGUAUACUCAAAAGAUGCUUCAGUCAAGGAGGUUUCUAAAGUUAUGCAGCUCAAGGGACAUAAGAGUGCUGUGACUUGGUUGUGCUUUGCUCCUAGUUCGGAACAAAUAAUUACAGCAUCCAAGGAUGGUUCAAUAAGAAUAUGGAACAUCAAUGUUCGAUACCAUCUUGAUGAGGACCCCAAAACUUUAAAGGUGUUCCCUAUUCCACUUCAUGAUUCAAGUGGCAUUACUUUGCAAUAUGAUCGUCUCAGUCUUUCACCUGAUGGAAGGAUAUUGGCAGCCACUCAUGGUUCAACAUUACAGUGGUUAAGUGCUGAAACUGGGCAGGUUUUGGACACAGCUGAGAAAGCACAUGACGGUGACAUUACAGAUAUGGCAUGGGCACCUAAGAAAAUUCCAAUUGGAGAAAAACAAGCUUUGAUUUUGGCCACAUCAAGUGUUGACAAGAAAGUGAAGUUGUGGGUGGCACCACCACUGUGACCAUCACAAGGGAAAACCCAUAAGCAUGUUGCUCAACUGUUUGCAGGAAGCUAGUGUACUGAUAGUGUCAUUGAAAUGUCUUUGAUAUGCUUCCAGAAAAUUUCAGCCUUUAACAUCAUCACAGGUUCAACCUUUCAACCACUUCAUCUGUAAGAGGCGCAUACCGUCUGGAUAGAAGUCAAAAUACAGAACAUUUUUGGUCCUUUAACUUACAUAGCUUAAUCUCACCAAGAGCUUGAGCCUCUCUCUCUCUCUCUCUCUCUCUUGGUUGAUUUAGGUCCUUGAAUGCUUCUAGUUUUAAUAAUUCUGCUUUGCUAACAACUUUCGCAUACAUAAUUAUGAAAUCGACUAUUUUAUUUUCCCUA